AUGUUAAUGAAUGUGCAGAUCCCACAACCUGCAUUAGCGGCACAUGUGUCAACACUGCUGGUAGCUACACCUGUGAGUGCCCUCCGGAUUUUGAGCUGAAUCCCACCCGAGUUGGAUGCGUUGAUACACGGUCUGGCAACUGUUACCUGGACAUUAAAACUCGUGGCGAUAACGGUGGCACCUUCUGCAGCAAUGAGAUUGGAGUGGGUGUUUCCAAGGCCUCUUGUUGCUGCUCUCUGGGCAAAGCCUGGGGAGUCCCCUGCGAACAUUGCCCACUUGUGAACACAACUGAAUAUAAAGUUCUUUGUCCUGGAGGGGAAGGAUUCCGACCAAACCCUAUUACAGUUAUAUUGGAGGAUAUUGAUGAAUGCCAAGAACUACCUGGACUUUGCCAAGGAGGAAAGUGUAUCAAUACGUUUGGUAGCUUCCAGUGUCAGUGUCCGUCAGGGUACUACUUGAACGAAGAGACUCGAGUGUGCGAUGAUGUGAAUGAGUGUGAUACGCCUGGCAUUUGUGGACCUGGUACAUGUUACAAUACUGUUGGCAACUACACCUGCAUCUGUCCUCCUGACUACAUGCAGGUCAAUGGAGGAAACAACUGCAUGGAUAUGAGAAGAAGUCUGUGUUACAGAAAUUACUAUGCUGACAACCAAACCUGUGAUGGUGAGCUGCCCUUCAAUAUGACCAAGAAAAUGUGCUGCUGUUCCUACAACAUCGGACGUGCAUGGAACAGGCCCUGUGAACAGUGUCCUAUCCCGAGCACUGAUGAAUUCUCCACACUCUGUGGAAGUCAAAGGCCUGGCUUCUUCAUUGACAUUUAUACAGGAUUACCGGUUGAUAUUGAUGAAUGCAGAGAGAUUCCUGGAGUGUGUGAAAAUGGGAUCUGUAUAAACAUGGUUGGCAGCUUCCGAUGCGAGUGUCCUGUGGGUUUCUUCUACAACGACAAGCUGCUGAUCUGCGAAGAUAUUGAUGAAUGCCAAAAUGGACCGGUGUGUCAGCAAAACGCAGAGUGUGUCAACACGGCUGGCAGCUACCGCUGUGACUGUAAACCUGGCUACAGGUUCACAUCAACCGGCCGCUGCACUGAUCGGAACGAAUGUCAAGAAAUCCCCAAUAUCUGCAGCCAUGGUCAGUGUAUUGACACUGUUGGAAGUUUCUACUGCAUUUGUCACAACGGAUUCAAGACCAACGAUGACAGAACCAUGUGUAUAGACAUUAAUGAGUGUGAGAGAGAUGCCUGUGGCAACGGAACCUGCAGAAACACCAUUGGCUCUUUCAACUGCCGCUGCAAUUUGGGGUUCAUCCUCUCACACAACAAUGACUGCAUAGAUGUGGACGAGUGUGCAAGUGGAAAUGGAAUGCUCUGCAGGAAUGGUCAGUGUGUGAACACGAUCGGGUCCUUCCAGUGUCUCUGCAACGAUGGCUAUGAGGUGGCUCUGGAUGGAAGGACUUGUGUUGAUAUAAAUGAGUGUGCACUGGAGCCUGGGAAGUGCUCGCCGGGCACAUGUCAGAACUUGGAUGGGUCAUUCAGAUGUAUCUGUCCUCCUGGAUAUGUACUGCAGAAUGACAAAUGUGAAGACAUUGAUGAGUGUGUGGAACAGCCAGAAAUUUGUGCCCUGGGCACAUGCAGCAACACUCCAGGCAGUUUCAAAUGUCUGUGUCCAGAAGGAUUUGUGUUGUCUUCCACAGGAAGGCGAUGCCAAGAUCUGAGAGUAAGCUACUGCUUUACCAAAUUUGAAGAUGGAAAAUGCUCUGUGCCCAAGUCCCGGAACCACUCCAAACAAGAGUGCUGCUGCGCCCUGAAGGGACAGGGAUGGGGAGAUCCCUGUGAGCUCUGCCCAGAGGAAGCAGAUGAGGCAUUCAGACAGAUUUGUCCGUUUGGAAUUGGCAUCCUUGUUGGACCUGGAGAUGCAAGACUGGAUGUGGAUGAGUGCCUUGAUCCAGAUAACUGCAAAUUUGGGCAGUGUAUCAACACAGAUGGGUCUUUCCGCUGUGAGUGUCCAUAUGGUUACAUCCUACAUGGAGCUGAAUGUGUGGAUACUGAUGAAUGUGCUGUUGGGAAUCCGUGUGGAAAUGGGACUUGCAGGAACGUGGUGGGAGGUUUUGAAUGCACCUGCGUUGAUGGAUUUGAGCCUGGACCGAUGAUGACCUGUGAAGAUGUCAACGAGUGCAUUCAGAACCCUCUGCUCUGCGCUUUCCGCUGCGUGAACACUUUUGGAUCCUACGAGUGCAAGUGCCCUGCGGGGUACGUUCUGCGAGAGGACCGGAGAAUGUGCAGAGAUCAGAAUGAGUGUGAAGAAGGAAUUCACGACUGUGACUCAAAACAGAUGGAAUGCAAAAACCUAAUUGGCACCUAUAUGUGUAUCUGUGGACCAGGCUAUCAGCGCAGACCAGAUGGAGAGGGCUGUAUAGAUGAGAAUGAGUGUCAGACCAAACCUGGGAUCUGUGAGAACGGCCGUUGUGUAAACACAGUGGGAAGUUACAGAUGUGAGUGCAACGAGGGAUUCACUGUCAGUGACACUCAGAACGAGUGCCUGGACAACAGGGAGGGCUACUGCUUCACUGAAGUCUUACAAAGUAUGUGUCAAAUCGGAUCAAGCAACAGGAACUCUGUCACCAAGUCUGAAUGCUGCUGCGAUGGUGGCCGAGGCUGGGGGCAAAACUGCGAGGUCUGCCCCUUCCCAGGCACCGUGGCCUUCAAGAAGCUUUGCCCUCACGGCCGAGGAUACAUGUCUAAUGGGGCAGAUAUUGACGAGUGCAAGGUCAUUCACGACGUGUGCCGUAAUGGGGAAUGCAUUAACGAGAGGGGAUCUUACCGUUGUCACUGCAACCUGGGCUAUACUACAGAUAUAACUGGAACUGUUUGCAUAGAUCUGAAUGAAUGUAAUGAGUCCCCCAAGCCUUGCAAUUUCAUCUGCAAAAACACAGAGGGGAGCUUCCAGUGUUCAUGUCCAAAAGGGUACAUCCUGCAGGAAGAUGGGAGAAGCUGCAAAGAUCUUGAUGAAUGUGCAACAAAGCAGCACAACUGCCAGUUCCUUUGCGUCAACACUAUUGGGGGUUUCACUUGUAAAUGUCCUCCUGGAUUCACUCAACACCAUACAGCCUGCAUUGAUAAUAAUGAAUGUGCUACCGAAAUCAAUCUAUGUGGGGCGAAGGGCAUUUGCCAGAACACACCAGGAAGCUUUGUUUGUGAGUGUCAGCGUGGCUUCUCACUCGACCAAACUGGGCUUAGCUGUGAAGACGUUGAUGAAUGUGAUGGAAACCACCGGUGUCAGCAUGGCUGCCAAAAUAUCAUUGGAGGAUACAGGUGUAGCUGCCCACAAGGAUACCUCCAGCAUUACCAGUGGAACCAGUGUGUUGAUGAAAAUGAAUGUCUCAGUGCACACAUUUGUGGAGGAGCGUCUUGCCACAAUACUUUGGGAAGCUAUAAAUGUAUGUGCCCUACCGGAUUUCAGUAUGAACAGUUUAGUGGAGGUUGCCAAGAUAUCAAUGAAUGCGGUUCUGCACAAGCCCCAUGCAGUUAUGGUUGUUCAAAUACUGAAGGUGGCUAUGUCUGUGGAUGUCCACCUGGUUACUUCAGAAUAGGACAAGGACACUGUGUUUCUGGAGUGGGGCUAGGCAAAGGUCAAGGACAAGAGCUUUCACUCAGUGGAGAAGUGGAUGACAACUCCCUCUCUCCAGAAGCGUGUUACGAAUGUAAAAUCAAUGGCUAUCCCAAGAGAGGAAGGAAGCGCAGAAGCACUAAUGAAACUGCAAAUGAGGCAGAGGAUCAGCAAGAGUUGGAGCCGCCAAUCAGUCUCGCCAGCUGGGAUAUUGAGAAAGCAGCAGUCUUCUCCAUCAACAUCUCGGAUCUCAGUAACAAAGAUCGCAUCCUGGAACUGCUUCCUGCCCUCACAACACUGACAAACCAUAACCGAUAUUUAAUUGACUCUGGAAAUGAAGACGGUUUCUUUAGAAUCAAUAAGAAGGACGGGAUAAGUUACCUUCAUUUCACAAAGAAGAAGCCAGUUCCUGGCAACUAUUCAUUACAAAUCAGUAGUAUUCCACUCUAUAAAAAGAAGGAACUUAACCAGCUUGAAGAGAAACAUGACAAAGACUACCUCAGUGGUGAGCUGGGAGAUAACCUGAGAAUGAAAAUUCAGAUAUUGCUUCAUUAAUUCAUCAACCAAAGACCAAUUAAUUAAACCAAAGAUAGAUAGGUAGGACUGAAUGUUCCUCCCAAUCAGAUUCUCCAUAUCAUAGGUACAGUCUUACAUAAGUACAUUUGUAUGAACAAGCACUACUAUAUUAAUACAUAAACAAGGUACAGGAUGAACACCCUAGCUCAAAACAACCACUUUCUCAGGCUUUUGAGUGUAGCUGAGCUACCCUGAUAUGUUGAAUCUUGAAAACUGGGACUUUUAUCAUUGGAAGUUGGCCACUGAUGCUGAGACACGUCAUCAUUUCAGCAGAGGUACAAGAAUGUGCUUUCAACUGAUGGACAGCUCUAUUUUUGUAAUUCUUAAACUUCGCUUCUCCAACUACAACUUACUAGGUCAGCCAUUUAUGAUAUCCAUUUGGUGCUAGUAAAUUUUCAACCUAGAUUUAUAAAUGCACUGUAAUAUUUACACAACUUAGAAGCCAAAAUUGCCAUUAUUCAGUCUAAAUACUUCAAUCAACCAAAGUUAGCUCAGUAGUUUAUCUCAGUUAUGCCUAUAAUACAUUACAUGUAAAUUAAGUGUGUGUAUACUGUAAUCAUGCUAUUUUCAUAAAUGAAGCAUUUGUAAACUAGAUUAAUAAUACCCUUAAUGUGAGGGUUUGUAAUGGUGCUUAUAAGACCAACUACUUGUUAACUGUAUACACAAACCUGAUGAUAAAGUUCUGUGACUUAUCAAAAUGCACUGAGGUCAGUAGGGACCAUUAAACAUUCUCAAAAGUCAGAUGACAAUCAGUGCCAUCCUACACCAUGACAUGAUGUAAUGUGUCAAGAGUGCCCAUAGUCAUUCAUAUCAACAAGGGUUCAAUGUCAUAAAUGUCACAAUAAAACAGUUUUUUUUUU
Molecule: messenger RNA, 5038 nt
Organism: Mesitornis unicolor (brown roatelo)
Lineage: Eukaryota; Metazoa; Chordata; Aves; Mesitornithiformes; Mesitornithidae
Gene: FBN1
Product: fibrillin 1
Exons: 30
Molecular function (GO): calcium ion binding
Source: RefSeq, a predicted model, not a curated record